AAGCGUCCUACGCCCAAAAUGGCGGCAUGAUUGAAAAGUUUGGUGGUGUUUUUGUUCUAGUUUGAAGUUUAUUUUUUUUUUACUUUUUACUGCUUUAGUUCUUACACAAUACCGGGUCUGACGUGAAGAACGAAGGCUUCUUUCUUAGUAUAUUGCCGUAAAUGAGUGAUAAUAAGUGAUGGUGCGGUUUUGUUCCAGCUUGUAGAGUUUCCGAGCGGGGAUCACUGCUCAGAUUAACGUUACUGGGAGAGAGAGACCAGUGAUUACUGAAGCUGCGCGAUUUUUCAAGCCCCGAUAGUCUCAUCUAUCCAAUUAAACAUGAAUCGCACUUGUACAUAGAGAUGGGGGAUGAUGAAAAGAAAAUUAAAAAGCCGGGUAUCGUGUCUCCAUUUAAGCGUGUGUUUCUGAAGGGGGAGAAAGGGAGAGAUAAGAAAGCUCAGGAGAAGUGCACCGAACGACGGGCUCUUCACACCUUUUCACUCUCUGUCCCUGACCACCGGAUUGACCCAGACAUCCUGCUCAACGAUUACAUUGAAAAAGAGGUUAAGUAUCUGGGGCAGCUGACCUCAGUCCCAGGAUACCUCAAUCCCUCUAGCCGCACUGAGGUUUUACAACUGAUUGACAAUGCCAGGAAAUCUCACCAGCUGGCAGGUCAGCUGACAUCGGAGCAAGAUGCUGUGGUCAGCCUGUCCGCUUACAACAUCAAGCUGGUGUGGCGUGAUGGAGAGGACAUCAUCCUUAGAGUACCUAUCCAUGACAUCGCUGCUGUUUCCUACAUUCGAGAUGACUCCUUACACCUGGUGAUUUUGAAAACAGCCCAAGAGCCUGGAGGCUCACCUUGUCCCAGCACAUGUCCGGAGCUGUCGAAGUCACCUACUCUGAGCUCUUUGUCCGAGAGUGGAGCUGUGGACGUCUGCUGCCUGCUCGUGCUGGCCGUCGAGAAUAAGGCAGCAGCGGAGGAACUGUGUCUGCUCCUCAGUCAGGUCUUUCAGAUAGUCUACACGGAAUCUACUAUCGACUUCCUGGACAGAACCAUCGACUUUCUCGAUGGAGCUACAACGCCCACUCGGCAUCUGUCCCUCUACAGCGAUGACUCCUCAAGUAAGGAUGUUAAAGAGCCAUUUGAAGGAGGCCCAGGCUCGUUCGUGUUUCAGAGCUCAUUAGAGGCAGCAGGACAUUCUCCGUGUUCAUCACCAUCAUCCACACCAGCAUCACCACAAGAUAAAACCGCCAGUGAGAGUGAACUAAGCACAACAGCAGCAGAGCUGCUCCAGGACUACAUGACUACGUUGAGAACAAAAUUGUCCUCUCAGGAGAUUCAGCAGUUUGCCACACAUUUGCAUGAGUACAGAAACGGUGCCUCCAUUCACGAGUUCUGUAUCAACUUGAGACAGCUCUAUGGAGACAGCAGGAAGUUCCUCCUACUGGGCCUUAGGCCCUUCAUCCCAGAGAAGGACAGUCAGCACUUUGAGAACUUCCUAGAAACCAUCGGCGUGAAGGAUGGUCGUGGCAUCAUCACUGACAGCUUCGGCCGUUACAGACGUACAGCCAGUUCAGCUUCUGAUUCAACCACCAAUGGCAACGGGGCAGCAGGAGGAUCAGAUGAAGGGACAGUGUCCUCUGAGGGUGAUGAGUGGGACCGCAUGAUCUCAGACAUCAGCAAUGACAUCGAGGCAUUAGGGUGCAGUAUGGACCAGGAUGGUGUAUCAACCUGAUGGACAAAAAAACUAUAUGCUUUAGCCCACUGUCUCCACAUGAUAUACUGACUGUUACAUAGUCCACUGGUCCAAGUCAAAUGAUGCUGGAAUGUCAAUACUAUGGCACCUCAGUCUAAUCCUGGCUUUUAUGUAUUGUUGUGACCACAUUUCAGUCAUUCAACUGGAUGAUGGUGCUUUUCGAGACACUUGAAGUGCGUGUGGACAUUCUGUAACUGUGCAUGCCACAGAUGAUGCUUUCAUGAGUGUUUAUUGGCAGUAUCUGCUAUCAGUAAUAAGACAGUAAGUAUUUAGGCUGAUCUGAGACCAGCGUUUAGGUUUCUUUUAUGAAGGUGUUAGGAUAAUAGCAGGAUUUGAAACUCCAUUUUAUUUCUCGAACAUUCACGUUUAAGAAUAAUGCAAAAAAAAAAAAGCAAAAUAAUUGGUAAAAUGGUAAUACUGUGACUUCUGAGACGUAAGGAGAAGUGGAAAUGCUAUAUUUUUAUGAAGCACAUUUAAAAUGAUUCAUAUUAGUUUGAGGAUUCUGAGAUAAAUCACAUGGAUUUCACUGUGAUAUCAAGGCAGACAUUUGGAUAUAUUCAGUAUCAAAUGCAGAUUUUUAGAAAAAUGGUUCUAUCUUUACAGCAUGUGUGUUUUGGGGGGUGGGCUGGUGCUGACAAAACCAGAACAUAAAGGCAUUAUAAAAGAUCAGGGUUACAGAGAGAUGUUUAUACCUGCACAUGUUAGCAGCAUUAUGACCCUCAAAUCUCAACUACACGAUAAUAUUGUGAGAUUAAUAAAUUGGGUGUCUGCCUGAAGUAUAGCCAAGGGCCGUUCUCAGAUUCAGUUCAGGUAUCAAUAAGCAGUUUAACUUGACUUCCAAUCCAUCAAGUGUUUCUAUUUUUUUUCAGUAUAUUAACUGUUUGAUGUGUUAUUCUAAUUUUUACUGCAUAACAUUUUAAGCACAUUUUUUACUAUUACAUUUUUACAACUAGUGCUAGUUGUAAUUACCCCAUGAUUGAUUUGCAGUGCAGAUUUGUUGGUUUUGGGCUGACAACUUGGAGUUUUCAGAUAUUUGACAAGGCCAACUGGCUGCCUGAUGGCGUUCAUUGUUUUGUUACAUUGCAGAGCAAAUAUGUCUUGUUAUAUGUUGUAGCCUCUUCUGAGUUUUUGGUAGCCUGACAUUGUGCCUUGCAGAACAACUGCUUAUUAUAUCAUCCAACAGGGAUGUAAGAAUCAUUCUGUAAUCUGUACAGACUGUGACCAAGGAGUUGUAUUAAAUAUUAUGUUUAGUAUUCA
Molecule: messenger RNA, 2993 nt
Organism: Hemibagrus wyckioides
Lineage: Eukaryota; Metazoa; Chordata; Actinopteri; Siluriformes; Bagridae
Gene: ccm2
Product: CCM2 scaffold protein
Exons: 10
Coding region: 342-1715 (457 amino acids)
Biological process (GO): heart development; vasculogenesis
Source: RefSeq, a predicted model, not a curated record